Molecule: messenger RNA, 1380 nt
Organism: Symbiodinium necroappetens
Lineage: Eukaryota; Dinophyceae; Suessiales; Symbiodiniaceae
Source: the annotation of a GenBank genome assembly
GUUUCAAUCGUCAGAGCCUCACUUGGCACUGAAGGGCACUGGGCAUUCUCGGCGAAGGAAAUUGCAGACGUCUUCCGAGCUAAAUUUCCCGGUCUUGUGGUGCUGCAGCUGGAACUCUCGCUUCGGCAUUCGGCUGCUACAAGUGAUGUGCCCUUCAUCGACCUGGCACGAGCUCUCAUACAAGCUGAUGUUCGUGUUGAGGUCACAAGUAUUCGGUGCCGACCUCAUCAGUAUGAGUUCCUCCGGGCAGCUCUGACGCAUGCUGGGGCAGCAGUGCAGCAGGUGGAAGAUGAGUGCGACCAGAUGACUUAUCCCUUCUCGCACCCGAGGUUUGAUUGGAACAAGGUUGGCAGCUCUCCAGCGUACUUGAACAUGGUGCUGGAGCGGAAGGAGCACUACUUUGAUGCACUUCGCGAUUACUUCAGCUUCCUGGUCGACCACGCGGCUGGGGAGGCUUGCUACCUGCCAGAGUUGAUUGCGCGGCUCGUAGUGUUCCGACAACAGCUUUGCAGUGCGUCCACCGACAGCAAUCAACAAGCUGCCGACAUGCUGGAUGGCACGAUCGAGGCGUUUCUGGCAGCAGAAGAUGGCCGUCUGGAAGACGAGAGCUAUGACGGUCUGGUCUGUGACUCGUCCCAGCGCUGGUUGGGGCCAGAUGUCUCAGACCGAAGCCGCAGCUACAGCUACGGCUUACUCAUCGGAGAGGCGGCUCUCCGUAAUGGCCGACGAAGCACUGCCCGCAUGAGACAACUGGGCUCAACAACACAACUGGCACAAGGUUCUUUUGAAGAAAGCGCGCCCGAGGCUGCCAACGAAGUGGGUUUCGGGCUGACGGGCUUCGGAGGUCCUGCAGAACAAGAGUUAGCUGAACUGCGAGCCGAAAACAAGCUCUUGCGGCGACAGCUGGAAAACCAUCCAGAGCUUUUCCGCCUUUGCUCAGAGAACAGACUUCUGCGAGAGCAUCUGGCGACUCUCGUCCAACACAAGGCAUCGUCCCACCAGGACGUGGACUUUUACCAAGAGCGUUCGAAAGGUCGACUUGCUAUGGACGGCACACAGGAUGAUCUCGGUGAGAAGGAUAUGUCGUUGGCCCGGACGACGUCGCGACUACUCAGCUCGGGGGAGGACGGCGAAGCGGAGAAUGCGCGCAAGGGUGGAGAAGGCCAGCGCUUGGCCUUGAAGCAGUUUCCAGGCAUUGAGGAAGUGACGCACCUCAGCUCUGACUCUGGUGAGGACUCGGAUGAUUCCAGGAGACAUGAGUCUCGUGAUGCCGGUCCACGAUGUUCCGAGCACGCCGCACAAGGCGCAGAUGUCACCUCCUUCAUCCCAGCCAUGUCACGGCAGGUCCAGGAGCUCUUCCGUGUGAAAAACAGCAUGGAG